This is a messenger RNA of Dendroctonus ponderosae (mountain pine beetle), 1396 nucleotides long. It is a transcript of the gene Rpn7, whose product is annotated as 26S proteasome non-ATPase regulatory subunit 6. Gene Ontology annotation, biological process: proteasome-mediated ubiquitin-dependent protein catabolic process. Lineage: Eukaryota; Metazoa; Arthropoda; Insecta; Coleoptera; Curculionidae. The coding region runs from base 139 to 1308 and encodes 389 amino acids. The record is from RefSeq and is a predicted model, not a curated record. Gene Ontology annotation, molecular function: protein binding. Gene Ontology annotation, cellular component: proteasome regulatory particle. The transcript is spliced from 6 exons.
UAACAACUGCUGUUAACUUCACAUAGCAAGGAAAACGCCAACGUCAAUAUUGUCAAUAAAUACAAUUUUGCUCGUCACCGUGAUCUACCUUUCAAAUUUGUUUUGUUCAGUGGAAAGUUAAAUUAAAACAACUUCAAAAUGCCUAUGGAAAACCUGGAAGAUCAAGGUUUGGAAAAGAAUCCCGACCUGGAACUAACCCACUUCAAGUUCCUACUGACAUUGCCCGAGUUCAAGAACGACAAAAGUGUACAUGCAAAAAUCACAGAAGCUAUCAAAAAAGAUGAUAUGGCCCCCUGGUAUGAACUCAUUUGCCAGGAUGCCGAUUGGAAAAUGGACGAGAAGUUUCUUAAAAUUCUCAAGGCAAAGAAUGAAGAACAGUUGAAGAAACUAAAUGAUGCAAUUGAAGAUGCUGAAAAGAACCUGGGAGAAAUGGAAGUCCGAGAGGCUUAUCUAAGGAAAGCUGAAUAUUACAGUAGAAUAGGCGACAAGGACAACGCAGUCAGUACAUUCAGGCAAACUUACGAUAAAACUGUGUCCUUAGGACAUAGAUUGGAUAUAAUUUUCCACUUGAUCAGAAUUGGACUGUUUUUUAUGGACCAUGAUCUUAUUACAAGAAAUAUUGAUAAAGCCAAAAGUCUUAUUGAAGAAGGUGGAGAUUGGGACAGGCGUAAUCGAUUGAAAGUCUACCAAGGUGCGUACUGCAUGGCAGUAAGAGACUUCAAAACUGCAGCUACAUUACUUUUGGACACCGUCAGCACCUUUACGUCAUAUGAACUCAUGGAUUAUAAAGCCUUCGUUAGGUACACAGUUUAUACGUCAAUUAUAAGUUUACCCCGAAAUCAACUAAGAGAUAAGGUUGUGAAAGGUUCUGAAAUUCUAGAGGUUUUACAUUCAGAACCUUUUGUAAAGGAGUACUUAUUUUCAUUGUAUAAUUGUCAGUAUGCUGAAUUCUUUACUAACCUAGCUAAAGUGGAAGAAGUGUUAAGAAAGGAUUAUUUCAUGAAUCCUCACUACCGAUUUUACAUUAGGGAAAUGAAGAUUUUGGCAUACACACAACUUUUGGAGUCUUAUCGAAGCUUAACUUUGCAAUAUAUGGCUGAUGCGUUUGGUGUCACUACUGAAUUUAUUGAUGAGGAAUUAUCUACUUUUAUCGCAACUGGAAGACUUCAUUGUAAGAUCGAUCGAGUGGGAGGAAUUGUUGAAACGAAUAGACCUGAUCUAAAGAACGCACAAUUUAAUUCGGUCGUCAAACAAGGCGAUCUACUUUUGCAACGAGUGCAAAAGUUAUCCAGAGUUAUCAAUAUUUAGAUUAAGAAAAAGUAUUUAAUGAAAGCUUUUUUAUUCUGUAAUCUUGGAUUUAAACAUGUUCAGCUGAAAUAAAAGUGAUUGUAAUUAA